AUGGAAUUUGUAGGGCACAGUCCGACUACUUGUUAUUUAUCUUCCACCCGUCGUCCGGUUGCUGUAUCAAAACUACCUUGUAUAACAGCUCUGCCGAAAAUUGCCAAAACCCCCUCAUUUACCUGCCCAUCACCAUAUCCACACAAGCGUACCUUAUCUACUGUGGGUUUCCGACCAGCUACAUACUAUUCUGCUUCCAAAGCCAACCCUCGUUAUCCUCUGUCCCAUUCCCUAGUGGACAAUACGGCUCCGGAAAAUAAUCUGAGUGAACUAUGCGGUAUCCGAGUUCCAUCGGUAUAUUCGGCAGCCCGGAACGCUUUGUACACUCGCUACACUCCACGGGACUGGUUUGCUAGCUACCAACGUUUGCUACAGGUAAACGAUCGUGGUGAAAAAGAUGCCGAAUGUCUCCGUUACGACUCCGAGCGUUUGAUCAAUGAAAUCAAUGAGAGAACCAAAUUAAAUCAGGAGGAAUCCGAUCGUAAACUGGGCGAUCGGUUGUCAGACAUUGUGUUUUGGGAAAAUGAACUAUCGGAUGAGAUUGAUCAUAUGACCAAAGAAAUCAACGACUUGAUACGUGCCAAACGAGUCACAAAAAAACUGUACGCGGAAGUGGAAAACCAGAUACAUGUGGUACAAGAAUGUCUCUACCAGCGUGAAAAACGUCAGUGCGUGGAUUUGGUUCAUGACCUUGUCGAGAAAGCUUUGUUAAAUGAAGUCGAAGCGGUACAGCGUGCUCGAGAACACAUGGCAAAUUUGAUUGAUCAAGUUAACACACAACUGGAGUGA
Echinostoma caproni is the source of this 789-nucleotide messenger RNA. The record is from the annotation of a GenBank genome assembly. NCBI's taxonomy places the organism in Eukaryota, Metazoa, Platyhelminthes, Trematoda, Plagiorchiida, Echinostomatidae.